GUCUCUCCGCAGGCCCCGGCCGCGGCGUCCUCGACAACCUAUCGAAGGCGCCAUGGAGCGACCGGCGCCCCUGGCCGUGCUUCCCUUCUCGGACCCCGCGCACGCCCUGAGCCUGCUGCGCGGCCUGAGCCAGCUGCGCGCCGAGCGCAAGUUCCUGGACGUGACCCUGGAGGCGGCGGGCGGGCGCGACUUCCCGGCGCACCGUGCGGUGCUGGCCGCCGCCAGCCCCUACUUCCGCGCCAUGUUCGCGGGGCAGCUGCGCGAGAGCCGCGCCGAGCGGGUGCGCCUGCACGGAGUGCCUCCCGACAUGCUGCAGCUGCUGCUGGACUUCAGCUACACGGGCCGCGUGGCGGUAAGCGGCGACAACGCUGAGCCGCUGCUGCGCGCCGCCGACCUGCUGCAGUUCCCGGCCGUGAAGGAGGCGUGCGGGGCCUUCCUGCAGCAGCAGCUCGACCUGGCCAACUGCCUGGACAUGCAGGACUUCGCUGAGGCCUUCAGCUGCUCGGGACUGGCGAGCGCGGCGCAGCGGUUCAUUCUGCGCCACGUGGGCGAGCUGGGCGCCGAGCAGCUGGAGCGGCUGCCACUGGCGCGCCUGCUGCGCUACCUGCGGGACGACGGGCUGUGUGUGCCCAAGGAGGAGGCCGCCUACCAGCUGGCGCUGCGCUGGGUCCGCGCUGACCCGCCGCGCCGCGCCGCGCACUGGCCGCAGCUGCUGGAGGCCGUGCGCCUGCCCUUCGUGCGCCGCUUCUACCUGUUGGCGCACGUCGAGGCCGAGCCGCUGGUGGCGCGCUGCCCACCCUGCCUGCGCCUGCUGCGCGAGGCGCGCGACUUCCAGGCGGCGCGCUACGACCGCCACGACCGCGGGCCCUGUCCCCGAAUGCGUCCUCGCCCGUCCACCGGUCUCGCCGAGAUCCUCGUGCUCGUGGGCGGCUGCGACCAGGACUGUGACGAGCUGGUCACUGUCGACUGCUACAACCCGCAGACGGGUCAGUGGCGCUACCUGGCCGAGUUCCCAGACCACCUGGGCGGAGGCUACAGCAUCGUGGCGCUGGGCAAUGACAUCUACGUGACGGGUGGGUCCGAUGGCUCCCGGCUCUAUGACUGCGUGUGGAGGUACAACUCAAGCGUGAAUGAGUGGGCGGAGGUGGCGCCCAUGCUGAAGGCCCGCGAGUACCACAGCUCCUCUGUGCUGGACGGACUGCUGUACGUGGUGGCCGCCGACAGCACCGAGCGCUAUGACCACACCACUGACUCCUGGGAGGCCCUGCAGCCCAUGACCUACCCCAUGGACAACUGCUCCACCACUGCGUGCCGUGGCCGGCUCUAUGCCAUCGGCUCCCUGGCUGGCAAGGAGACCAUGGUGAUGCAGUGCUACGACCCGGACACCGACCUGUGGUCGCUGGUGGACUGCGGCCAGCUCCCGCCCUGGUCCUUCGCCCCCAAGACUGCGACUCUAAACGGACUCAUGUACUUUGUCAGGGAUGACUCCGCUGAGGUGGACGUGUACAACCCGACGAGGAACGAAUGGGACAAGAUCCCGUCCAUGAAUCAGUAAGCUGCACAUAGUCAUAGCGAAUUUGGGAAAGAUGGAAGGAAUCAUCCAGCCUCGCGGUUCAGAGCCCAGCUCUGCCACUGUCAGCCAUGCAAGCCUCAGUUUUCCCAUCUGUAACAUGGGGAGAACAGCACUGCUCAGCCCAGAGGGCCACUGCAGAGAUUCUGAGAGAGAACGUAGGAAGCGCUGCUCGGCACGACCUGCACACGGGGAGGCCUGGCGCUGCAGCGGGCACCCUCAUCACCAUAGGGAAGGCCCAGCUGCCUCCGGGGAGGCCCGUUCUCCUAGGCAGGGUGUUGGAAAGGGGUUGGCCUCUCUGCUGCUUUCUGGGAGAGCCAAGGCCACCCCUCUGGGGUACUGACAGGGCAUGCCUUGUCUCCAGUGGUUCCCCAGGUGGGGCCCUGCCCUACCCUCUCCUCUGACCUCCACUCACUCAUCCCUUUGGCCCACAGGUACAUGUGGGGGGCAGCCUGGCCGUCCUUGGGGGGAAGCUGUACGUCUCUGGGGGAUACGACAAUACAUUUGAACUCUCGGACGUGGUAGAGGCCUAUGACCCAGAGACUCGCGCGUGGAGCGUGGUGGGGCGGCUCCCAGAACCCACCUUCUGGCAUGGCAGUGUCAGCAUCUUCCGCCAGUUCAUGCCCCAGACCUUCUCGGGUGGGCGUGGCUUCGAGUUGGACAGUGGCAGCGAUGACAUGGACCCAGGCCGACCCCGGCCGCCGCGGGACCCCGAUGAGCUGCACUAGCCCCAGUCUGGCCCGGCACGGGCCUCGGUGCAGGUAACUGGCACCUCUGCGGGGCAGUGCCCCACUCCUUUGUGCACAAGGACACGUUGGGCUCACAGGAGGAGCACAGGCUCUUGGGUGGCGAAGCCAGCCCAGGAUCCAUUACCUGGAAGGUUUCUGUACCUUGAGAGCCUGAAUCAGAGGCCGUCGGGAACGCCCUCCCUGCAGUUGAGGAAGAGCCACUUUCCUGCCAGCACAUGUUUCUGGGUCUUGGAGGUCACCCCCACCCCGCGGAUCACAGCUCACCCACGCGGCGCACACCCCUCCUGCCGUUGUCAUCUGCACCUACUUGUUCCCACCUUGGGAGAGGACGAUGACUUGGGAGGGACGCGUGAAGGGAGAAGGGGUCCUCCCAUGAGGCUGAGGAUGGCCUGAACCUGGAGCAGCGGACCAGGCAGACGGGCUGAAGUGGGGUCCCAAAUUCCAUGUCCAGAGGUGUGGGGAGCCUGCCUCCCUAGCUCCUGGCCCCUGCCAGGGGCUUACAUCAAAACACCUCAGAGGGCUGCCCUCCAGAGGCUGCACCCAGAACAGUGGGACAUGAGCAGGGGUGUGGGCUUGGAGGGUGAAGAGGAUGUGGUCCUAUCAGAUGCUGGGCCUCCUCAGCCAUAGCCCCCUGCUCCUACCCCCUGACUGGCUCUUGCGUCCUCACCUCUCACCCUCUCCUUCCCGGGAGGCCCUGGGAGGUGAUCAUUGACACCCAGCCAAGCAGACAGCUGCGGGUGCCCAAGCCCUUGCUGGGCCUGCGCGUGAGGAGUCCCACUGCUUCUAAAGGAAGUCCUGGGCAGGAGGUGGCUUUGGUGGUUGGUUCCAAAGUUGAAAAUGCUUGCAGUUUGACCUUAGAAGAAGUGGGAAGAAGAAGGAGCUCUACAGGGUCAGCUUUGUUUGAUUUGUCCAGUCUAAGAAGUCCCAUUGCCAAAGCUUUCUGCAGGAGGGUGAAUGCCGCAGCUUGGCAGCCCCUGGGUUUCUCUUGGAAAUGGUCAGUUUCCCCUCAAAGUACCCAAAGUAGCCUUGGCUUGAGUUUUUGUCCUUGCCUCCUUUUUAGAGAAGAGGGCAUUUAGACUGCAUUUUCCUGGUUAAAGAAGGUUAAAGCAAAUGUUUAUUGCCUUUUCUAGUGAACUAACUCGUAGAGAUGUUCUCAGCAGGAAGACAGUCUUAGCACUGUCACUUAGCAGAUUGCACUUAAGUCCCUUGUGCUGGCCAGAUGGCGUGGCUGGUUGCCUUAAUAUGUCCCAGGACCCCUGACAGGGCUGCCUGGCCUCUCCCUCGUGCUCCUCAAGAGCCCAGUCCAUACACUGUGGAUGUCAUUGCUGUCGGGUUAGGAAGUCUUGUCCUAGAACGCCCUGGCUGGUAUGACCACAGUUCAUGGCGGCUCUUCUCGCUUGGGUCAUGGUCAUCUUCCAGCACCUGCUGUGCUGGGAAGGCCGAGGAUGGGGGCCCAGCACUGUCCAGGCCUGCUGGGGCCUGGCUGGGAGUCCUGUGGGCAGCAUGGAACAUGCAGCUGGGCUUCCUGUGACCAGGCACCCUCUGGCACUGUUGCUUGCCCUGUGCCCUGGACCUUUUCCUGCCCUUCUCCUUCCUCUGCUCCCUUGGGGCUACCCCUUGGCCCCUCCUGGUCUGUGCAAACUCCCUCAGGGAGCCCCCCUGCCCUGUAGCUCUCGCUUAACUUCCUAGGGGCUGCUGAGCCCACCCAGAGGUUGUUGGAGUUCAGCGGGGCAGCUUGUCUCCCUUGUCAGCAGGGGCGUAAGGGCUGGGUUUGGCCAUACAAGGUUGGCUACGCCCUCAAUCCCUGACCGUUCCAGGCACUGAGCUGGGCACCCACGGAAGGACAUGCUGUCCAGACUGUGAUGACUGCCAGCACAGGGCAUCUCGGGCUUGGCUGGUCUGCGAGGCCUUGCCCCUGUGGAACUCUGGGUUCCUGUUUUCUCAGUCUUUUUUGCGGCUUUGCUGUGGUUGGCAGCUGCCGUACUCCAGGCUUGUGUCGGCCACUCAGAUGAGGGCUGUGGUGCGAGCCAGUGCAGGAGAGCUGCGCUUGGGAUUGUGCCCUCUCCUGUGUCUGUCCUCCGGACCUACCCAGGUCUCCACCAUCAGGACCCUGUCUUUGGGUUUAGAAGACCAAGUAUGGGGAAAACCAGGCACCAGCCUCUGCAGCAAUGGGUCCCUCUAGCCUGUGGACACCAGCUGGGGGAUCCAGGGUCAGGCCCCCUCCUCUCCCCAGUUUCCCUCUGCUGUGGGUUCUGGGCUGUCAUGUCUCCACCACUUAAGGAUGUCUUUACACUGACUUCAGGAUAGAUGCUGGGAUGCCUGGGCAUGGCCACAUGUUACAUGUACAGAACUUUGUCUACAGCACAAAUUAAGUUAUAUAAACACAGUGACUGGUAUUUAAUGCUGAUCUACUAUAAGGUAUUCUAUAUUUAUAUGACUUCAGAGACGCGUAUGUAAUAAAGGACGCCCUCCCUCCAGUGUCCACAUCCAGUUCACCCCAGAGGGUCGGGCAGGUUGACAUAUUUAUUUUUGUCUAUUCUGUAGGCUUCCAUGUCCAGAAUCCUGCUUAAGGUUUUAGGGUACCUUCAGUACUUUUUGCAAUAAAAGUAUUUCCUAUCCA
Messenger RNA from Homo sapiens (human), 4939 nucleotides. It is a transcript of the gene KLHL21, whose product is annotated as kelch like family member 21. Gene Ontology annotation, cellular component: spindle. Bases 53 to 1555 code for a protein of 500 amino acids. NCBI's taxonomy places the organism in Eukaryota, Metazoa, Chordata, Mammalia, Primates, Hominidae. Gene Ontology annotation, biological process: protein ubiquitination. The record is from RefSeq and is marked validated. The transcript is spliced from 4 exons.